Molecule: messenger RNA, 1203 nt
Organism: Triticum aestivum (bread wheat)
Lineage: Eukaryota; Viridiplantae; Streptophyta; Magnoliopsida; Poales; Poaceae
Product: putative F-box/LRR-repeat protein At3g18150
Exons: 3
Coding region: 1-1203 (400 amino acids)
Molecular function (GO): protein binding
Source: RefSeq, a predicted model, not a curated record
AUGGAGGAGCAGGAGGACGGCAUCGGCCUCCUCCCGGAUUGCCUUCUAGGCACCAUCGUCUCCAUGCUCCCGCCCAAGGCCGCCGCCCGCACCAUGCUGCUCUCGCGCCGAUGGCGACGCAUCUGGCCGUCGCUGCCGCUAGACCUACAACGCAACGCCGAUUCGGACGCUCCUUUUCUGACCGCCGAGUCCAUCAACUCCGUCCUCUCCUCGCACCGCGGCCCCAUCCGCCGCUUCUGCGUGACGACCCUCGACGGCGUCGGCACCUGCGCCUGGCUUCGAGCCCUGGCGGAGCGGCGCGUCGACGACACCCUCAUCGUGCGGUGGGCGUGCAGGUUCCAGCACCCCGUGCCCCGCACCCUGCUGGGCAAGGCCGCGGUUUCCAUACGCCAUCUGGAUCUCCACUGCUGCCGCCUCGGCCCUCCUAAUGUCCUCCAUUCUCCGGUGCCGACCUUGCCGAACCUCGACUAUCUGUACCUGUCCGACGUGAUCAUCUCUGAGGCGGCGCUCCACCGCAUGAUCGAGGUCUGCCCUGUUCUCCGAGAGCUGCAUCUCUUCAUGAUCCAUGGACUCCACCGCGUUUGCUUCCGCUCCUGCACCCUUACCACCAUGUCCAUGAGCACGCCCUGUGUCCCUCUCGACGAGUUCUCCGUGAGAGACACGCCCGCCCUUCAAAGCAUCACCUUCACGCACAUUGAUCUCUGGCGUAUACCAAAUUUUGCUGUUAAUUUUGCCUUGCCCUUUGUAACCUCUCUCGUUUUUGGUAUGAAAUUCACAAACGGUGAAGAGCUGACCAAAGCUAUACACCUCUUAACCUUAUUCACAUGUUUGCAACGUCUCGAGAUAUUGUGCUUCUACUUCGGUCCAAAUAAUGAAGCUGGUUGUGGAGAUUGGAAACCGGCAUCCGAGAUGGUCAUCUGGCAAAGUAAGCAUCUAACGCAUGUGCGACUGAGCGGAUAUUCUGGUACGGUCGGGGAGGUAGAUUUUGCAAGGUAUCUUAUGGUUAGAACGCAAUCUCUAAGGGCCAUGGAUAUCAGUCAUUCCGUUGAUUGGACCCCAAAGGAUAUCAGCCGCCAAACUGAGUUGAUAUGCCUGCAAGGGAAGGCCUCGCCAUUGGCUGAGCUGUUUUUCACUAGGAGCGCCCAGCCAGAUGACGUGCGAAGGAAAGUAGCUAGAUAUCUUCAUACAUUGCCCAUGCUUUGA